Messenger RNA from Salvelinus sp. IW2-2015, 1104 nucleotides. RefSeq names its product cationic amino acid transporter 2-like. Gene Ontology annotation, molecular function: L-arginine transmembrane transporter activity; L-lysine transmembrane transporter activity; L-ornithine transmembrane transporter activity. Gene Ontology annotation, biological process: L-ornithine transmembrane transport; L-arginine import across plasma membrane. Lineage: Eukaryota; Metazoa; Chordata; Actinopteri; Salmoniformes; Salmonidae. The record is from RefSeq and is a predicted model, not a curated record. Gene Ontology annotation, cellular component: plasma membrane.
AUGGGCAUCAGGAGAAAAACGGUUGCAAGGACGUCGUCAGGUCCCAGCAUCAUCAUAUCCUUCUUCAUCGCUGCCGUGGCCUCUGUCUUUGCCGGCUUGUGCUACGCUGAGUUCGGGGCCCGCGUCCCCAAAACGGGGUCUGCGUAUCUGUACAGCUAUGUGACAGUGGGAGAGCUACUGGCGUUUAUUACCGGGUGGAAUCUGUUGCUGUCCUACGUCAUAGGGACGUCCAGUGUGGCGAGGGCUUGGAGCGGAACCUUUGAUGACCUCAUCGGCAACGCCAUGGGGAACUUCUUCAAAGAAAACGUAUCCAUGAACCUCCCGGGCCUCGCAGAAUACCCAGACUUCUUUGCUGCUGGACUCAUUAUGCUCCUGGCAGGUCUGCUGGCCUUCGGUGUCCAGGAAUCGGCAAUAGUCAACAAGAUUUUCACGGCCAUCAACAUCCUGGUUCUUCUGUUUGUCAUUAUUGCGGGCUUCGUCAAGGGAGACAUCGGUAACUGGCAGAUCAGUCAGGAGGCGCUCAUCAACGCUACAGCAGAAUUACAGAACCUAACGUCUACAGUCAACGUGACCAGUAUAUAUGGGGAUGGAGGGUUCUUCCCCUACGGUUUCGACGGGACAAUCUCCGGAGCCGCUACCUGUUUCUACGCCUUCGUAGGCUUCGACUGCAUCGCCACAACAAGUGAGGAGGUGAAGAACCCUCAGAAGUCCAUCCCGCUGGGCAUCGUGGCGUCUCUCCUCAUCUGUUUCCUGGCCUACUUCGCCGUGUCGGCGGCCCUCACUCUGAUGAUGCCCUACUACAUGCUGAAUGUUAACAGCCCGCUUCCCGUGGCCUUCGAGUACAUCGGCUGGGGGCCCGCCAAGUAUGUGGUGGCUGUCGGCUCGCUCUGCGCCCUCUCCACCAGUCUGUUGGGUUCCAUGUUCCCUAUGCCCCGCGUACUGUUUGCUAUGGCCAGAGACGGCCUCCUCUUCAAGCCCCUCAGUAAGGUCAGCGCCAGACAAAGUCCUGUCAUCGCUACCAUCUCUCCGGGUCGUAGCAGGUAACACCCCAUCCCUCUUAUCUCUCUCUCUACCCUCUCCUCCGGGGUCGUAGCAGAGAUAUGA